AUGGCUUCUCAGAACUCAUCAUUGGAAUCUGGCAGCGAUGUCGAGGUCGAAAGACGCGACUACCCAACAAAAUGGUAUCGAAGCACGUUCUUCAACAUGACCAUCCUCGGGCUUUGCAACUUCUCUGCUCCGGGCAUUUGGGGCGCGAUGAACUCCCUCGGCGCUGGAGGAGCACAAUCGCCCCAUCUCGUCAACGCUGGAAAUGCUCUGACUUUCUGCUUGAUGGUGGUCAGCUGCUACUUCAGCAGUGUCAUCGUGCACUACAUUGGGAUCAAAGGGGCGCUGAUCUUUGGAACUCUUGGAUACGCACCAUACGCAGCAGCUUUGUACACGAAUAACCGCUUUGGAACAGAGUGGUUCAUAUAUCUCGGAAGCGCACUGUGUGGUAUCUCCGCAGGUGUAUUCUGGAUGGCUGAAGCGGCCCUAGCGCUUGCAUACCCCGAACCCUGGAACAAAGGCAAAGCGCUUGGCUACUGGCUCACCUUCCGUCUGGGUGGUCAGAUCCUCGGCGGCGCAAUCAACCUUGGUCUCAACGCAGACCGCGAUCAAGCCGGCAGCGUGUCGUACACAGUGUACCUUGUCUUCAUCGCCUUGCAGUGCGUCGGGCCCUUUGUGGCUCUCUUCCUGACCAAGCCCAACGAUGUCCAGCGCAAGGACGGCAAGAAAGUCGACCUGGCUAUUCUCAACAACCCCUGGUUCGAGAUCAAGGCCACGACCAGGCUGUUUUUCACGAGGAGAUAUCUUCUCACUGUGCUCUGGAUCGGACAGGCAGUCUUCUCGGAGGCCGUCUACUUCACCUAUCUAGCUUUGUGGUUCUCCGUCCGCUCUCGAGCUCUGGGCUCUUUCUUGUCUGGCAUCGUAGCCGUCAUUUGCGGCAACCUUCUCGGGGCUUAUCUGGACCGGACAUCCAUCUCCCUACGCUUCCGUGCCCGCAGCACAUUCUUUUCCAUCGCCGUGCUGCAGGGCGCAUGGUGGUUGUGGGCGACCGUCCUGGCGACUGAGUUCCGGUCUACACAGCCCACAUACGACUGGUCAUCUUCCGGCUUUGGUCGCGGCUUUGCCGUCUUCAUCUUCCUGACCGUCGGGUUUCAGCUCAACUACCUCUUCCUCUACUUCUUCAUCGGGCAGCUCGCGGAGAACGAGCCAGAAGUCAUUCGCUACGCUGCGCUGCUAAGAGGCACCGAGUCUGCCUGGCAGGCGAUCAGCUAUGGGAUCACGUCCGUCACCGUCUUUGCCGAAGUCGGCGCGAUAUACUGGAAUUUCGCGCUUUGGGCUGUUGCCAUCUGGCCAGCCUGGCUGGUGCUCAGGGAGUUUGGCGAGAAGAAGACAUUCGAAGAUGCGAUCGAUUCCAAGGGGACGGUACCGGUCGAGACGGCUGUCGUUGAGUCGAAGCACGGAGGUACAGACCUGCGUUGA
Molecule: messenger RNA, 1416 nt
Organism: Didymella exigua CBS 183.55
Lineage: Eukaryota; Fungi; Ascomycota; Dothideomycetes; Pleosporales; Didymellaceae
Exons: 5
Coding region: 1-1416 (471 amino acids)
Source: RefSeq, a predicted model, not a curated record